AUGGCGUGGUCGGGGCGCGGCGGGACGCGGCGCGGAGCCCGGCGGCUGCUGUGCGCGCUGCUGCUGUCUCUCGGCCGCUGGGUGGGCGGCGACGCCCUCCCGGGAGGCGACCCCGCGGGCACCCCGGCCGAGCCGCCGCCACACCGUCGUUUCGAGUACAAGUACAGCUUCAAGGGACCUCACCUGGUGCAGAGCGAUGGCACCGUGCCCUUCUGGGCCCACGCGGGGAAUGCUAUUCCAAGUGCAGAUCAGAUUCGAAUAGCGCCAUCAUUAAAAAGCCAGAGAGGGUCUGUGUGGACAAAGACCAAAGCCGCCUUUGAGAACUGGGAAGUGGAGGUGACAUUUCGAGUGACUGGAAGAGGUAGAAUUGGAGCUGACGGCCUAGCAAUUUGGUAUACAGAAAAUCAAGGCUUGGAGGGCCCUGUGUUUGGAUCCGCAGAUAUGUGGAAUGGUGUUGGAAUAUUUUUUGAUUCUUUUGACAACGAUGGAAAGAAAAAUAAUCCUGCUAUAGUAAUUAUAGGCAACAAUGGACAGCUUCAUUAUGACCAUCAAAAUGAUGGUGCCACUCAAGCUUUAGCGAGUUGCCAGAGGGAUUUUCGUAAUAAGCCGUAUCCCGUCCGGGUAAAAAUUAUGUAUUACAAGAAGACACUGACAGUGAUGAUCAAUAAUGGCUUCACACCAGAUAAAAAUGAUUAUGAAUUUUGUGCCAAAGUGGAGAACAUGGUUAUCCCCACGCAAGGGCACUUUGGAAUAUCUGCAGCCACCGGGGGUCUUGCAGAUGACCAUGAUGUUCUUUCUUUCCUGACUUUUCAAUUGACUGAGCCUGGAAAAGAGCCACCUACGCCAGAUAAAGAGAUUUCAGAAAAAGAAAAGGAAAAGUAUCAGGAAGAAUUUGAGCACUUCCAACAAGAAUUGGACAAAAAAAAGGAGGAAUUCCAGAAGGACCACCCUGACCUCCAAGGGCAGCCUGCGGAUGACAUAUUUGAGAGUGUAGGAGAUCGUGAGCUGAGACAAGUCUUUGAAGGACAGAACCGCAUUCACCUGGAAAUCAAGCAGCUGAACCGACAGUUGGACAUGAUUCUGGAUGAGCAGAGGAGAUACGUGUCUUCCCUGACGGAGGAGAUCUCCAGGAGAGGAGCAGGGGCGCCAGGGCACCACGGGCAGAUCACUCAACAGGAGCUGGACACCGUGGUCAAAACUCAGCAUGAGAUUCUGAGACAAGUCAAUGAAAUUAAGAACUCCAUGACUGAAACUGCCAGACUGGUCAGUGGCAUCCAGCACCCCAGCUCUGCGGGCGGCUACGAGAGCACGCAGCACUUCAUGGACAUCAAGGAGCACCUGCAUGUCGUGAAGCGGGACAUAGAGAACUUGGUUCAGCGGAAUGUGCCAUCCAAUGAAAAACCAAAGUGCCCAGAACUCCCUCCUUUCCCAGCCUGCCUGUCCACAGUCCACUUUGUCAUAUUCGUGGUGGUGCAGACGGUGUUGUUCAUUGGCUAUAUCAUGUACAGGACGCAGCAGGAAGCAGCUGCCAAAAAAUUCUUUUGACCACCAUGUUCAUAUAUGUACAUCAUCUUGAAGCUUCCCCUGAGCCCCAGCACUGACCAGGGCUGACCGCGGUGAAAGUGCGUCGGUGCUCCUCAGAGAUGAUCCCGGACCACGGGGCCACAGAUGCUUACCGAGCCCUUCCAGGGCCCUGCGCCAAGCCAUCUACUCCCAAGCCUGGGCGCAUCGGUAUCCCUGUGUCACAGGCCCCUGGGGUGAUUCUCGGUGAUUCCCCUGGCGACUGAGACCUGCGGAGAUGAGCGAGUAAAAGCAGCCGACCAAGCUGUGUCUGCUCUCCGUGGAAUUGCACCAGCACACCGUUCCUUUCACAUAAAUUAACCCUGUGCUGCCCGUGCCUCUUGGCACUUAAACUCGGCAAAUCAUCCUCCCAUCGGGGGUCACGAGAAGGCCCAUCCUGACACCACCCGCCGAAGCGUGCUGCUCUUCUGAUCGUGGGCACUGCACCUCCCACAGCUGUUGUGUUUGAUAACUUGGGGAAAACAGAAAUCACUUGAGGGCUACAGAGACCGCUGUUUGUAAAGAGCAGAAGUAACAGUCGUGACCAUGAAGAUGUGCAUCCUGCCCUGCCCGUCCAUACAUCCGUCUGUCCGUGUGCUUGCUAAAGGAAGAUGGUGGACAGAUUACUAUGUCAGGAAUCUUAGAAGAUCUUGUCGAAGAUCCUCAUGGGCAACUGUUUAAAGCUGUGUGUUGCCUGUUUAAUAUAUCUCUUUUUAUGAUACUACUUAAAAGGUUAAAAGGAUUUUCUAUGCACUGUCAAUUUCAAUUGGAUAACAUUUUGUCAAGUUUCUUUUCUGAUUGUUAAUUUGACACUAGCAGAAACUUAAAAAAAGUGACAAUGACCUUAUUCAAAUAAAGAACUAUUUUAGUAAA
Jaculus jaculus (lesser Egyptian jerboa) is the source of this 2433-nucleotide messenger RNA. RefSeq names its product lectin, mannose binding 1 (gene Lman1). Gene Ontology annotation, biological process: endoplasmic reticulum organization; endoplasmic reticulum to Golgi vesicle-mediated transport; Golgi organization. NCBI's taxonomy places the organism in Eukaryota, Metazoa, Chordata, Mammalia, Rodentia, Dipodidae. Gene Ontology annotation, cellular component: Golgi membrane; endoplasmic reticulum membrane; COPII-coated ER to Golgi transport vesicle. The coding region runs from base 1 to 1545 and encodes 514 amino acids. The record is from RefSeq and is a predicted model, not a curated record. Gene Ontology annotation, molecular function: D-mannose binding. The transcript has 14 exons.